Messenger RNA from Microplitis mediator, 1905 nucleotides. It is a transcript of the gene Akt, whose product is annotated as RAC serine/threonine-protein kinase. The transcript is spliced from 6 exons. Bases 201 to 1856 code for a protein of 551 amino acids. The record is from RefSeq and is a predicted model, not a curated record. Gene Ontology annotation, biological process: protein phosphorylation. Lineage: Eukaryota; Metazoa; Arthropoda; Insecta; Hymenoptera; Braconidae. Gene Ontology annotation, molecular function: protein serine/threonine kinase activity; ATP binding.
CUUAUAGCGUAAUGCAUUGGUUAUUAGUGAAAAAAAAUAUAAAAAAGAACAUAUAUUUGAAUAUUAACUCAUUGCGCUUCAACUUGAAAUUGAUAUAUUAAUUAAUUUAAUAAAAUAAAUCAUUUUUGUAAAAUAUAUAUAAAUAUAUAUUUAUAUAUUUUUUUAAUUAAGUUGGAUUUGAGUAUUUGGAAUCAAGAAGGAUGAGCGUCAUAGCGUCUGGUCAGCAGCAACAGCAAGUUGUUAAGGAAGGCUGGUUACAGAAACGCGGUGAACAUAUAAAAAAUUGGAGAUCGCGUUAUUUUGUGCUGCGUGACGAUGGAACUCUCGUUGGAUUCAAAUCAAAGCCUGAUCAACAAAUGGCGGCAACUGCACAGCCACUUAAUAAUUUUACAGUACGUGGAUGUCAAAUAAUGUCAAUAGACCGUCCUAAACCUUUUACAUUUGUUAUACGCGGAUUACAAUGGACUACGGUAAUUGAACGUACUUUCCAUGUUGAGACUGAGCAAGAACGCGAGGACUGGGUUGCAGCUAUCAGAUAUGUCGCAGAUAGAUUAGCGAACGAAGAACAAAUCCAACAACAAUCACAAUCAGAUCAACAAUUGCAGCAGCAACAGCAAAUGCAACAAAUGCAAAUAUCAUCAUCAUCCGAAGAUGUUGAUAUGGAAAAUGCAUCAUCGUCAUCAAAUAACGGUCGUACAGAUUCAACAAGUUCACUUGGUAUUGAUUCAUUACCAAGUAUUGAUGAACUAUCAGCAAAAUUUAGUGUACAAGGUACAUCAAGUAGUAAAAGUACGGGUAAAAAAAAAGUAACACUUGAGAAUUUUGAAUUUCUAAAAGUACUUGGCAAAGGUACAUUUGGUAAAGUAAUUUUGUGUCGUGAAAAAUCAACCGGACAUCUCUAUGCUAUUAAAAUAUUACGUAAAGAAGUUAUUAUUCGUAAAGAUGAAGUUGCUCAUACGUUAACGGAAAAUCGGGUUUUACGUACAACAAAUCAUCCAUUUUUAAUAUCACUUAAAUAUAGCUUUCAAACAGCCGAUCGUUUAUGUUUUGUUAUGGAAUAUGUUAAUGGUGGUGAACUAUUUUUUCAUUUAUCACGUUCACGCAUAUUUUCGGAGGAUCGUACUAGAUUUUAUGGUGCUGAAAUAAUAUCUGCAUUAGGUUAUUUACAUUUAAAUGGUAUUAUUUAUCGUGAUUUAAAAUUAGAAAAUUUAUUAUUGGAUAAAGAUGGUCAUAUUAAAAUUGCUGAUUUUGGUUUAUGUAAAGAAGAGAUUACUUAUGGACGAACAACGAAAACAUUUUGCGGUACUCCAGAAUAUUUAGCCCCCGAAGUGCUAGAAGACAACGAUUACGGUCGUGCUGUCGAUUGGUGGGGCGUCGGUGUCGUAAUGUACGAAAUGAUGAUCGGACGUCUUCCAUUUUACAAUCGCGACCACGAAAAAUUAUUCACCCUAAUAUUACUCGAGGAAGUUAAAUUUCCAAAAGCAGUUUCUAAUGAGGCUAAAGAUUUACUAGGAGGUUUAUUAAUAAAGGAUCCAAGUAGACGAUUAGGUGGUGGUCCAGAUGACGCUAAAGACAUAAUGUAUCACGCGUUUUUCUCAUCAAUCAAUUGGACAGAUUUAGUUCAUAAAAAAAUACCGCCACCAUUUAAACCACAAGUAACAUCUGACACCGAUACACGUUAUUUUGACAGUGAAUUUACUGGUGAAAGUGUCGAAUUGACACCACCAGAUCGGGGUAUACUAGGCAGCGGAAGUGGAUUAAACUCAAUUGCCGAAGAACAGGAACAUUUUCCACAAUUUUCUUAUCAAGAUAGUCAUUCUGCCGCAACAUCUAUUUCCGUAUCUAUUAAUCACUGACAUAAAUUUAUUACCAAUAUUUAAUUAAACGAGUAAUUUUUUUUUUUAU